UGUUUGUCAAAUUUAUAGUAAUAAUUCAAGUGGCAAAAAAAGAAUGACUCAACCCACGGCAAAGUCUCUGGCUGCCAGCUUGUGGCACACAUUGACCAAAUGCCCGGAAGAGUAUCUGCCACUGGUGUGGGGCUACAUUCUAGGCUUGAGUCUUUGCUUGUUGCUGCAAAACUGCGCCCAAGUAUUUGGAGUCUUUUACUUUAAGAGUUUCCGCAACUGGCACCAGCGGAUUUUCCCCGACUUGAGCCACACGAUUGUCCUUCGCUUGCGGCUGCUCGGGAAUUGCAUUAUGAUUGUCACCUGGGGGAUACUGCUGUCCGCCACGAUCUACACCCGCCCGGAGUACAUUCGCGUUUGGAUUACGAUCCGUGGCACCAUUUGCGCAUCGAAUUUACUCGCAAAGAUUGCAUUCACUCGCAGGCGGUUCCAUCUUCGCGAUCUUUUUCCCUUAUUUAAUAUUUAUUGCGCCAACUAUUUGCGGAUUUGCCAGGAGCGUAACCAAAAGAGGGACGCUGCUGGGAUUUAAUCAAGAUUGAAGCUCUACCUAGGUUUCAUUUUCGUGCCUUUGUUUUUUCUCAGCAACUGUGCUGCUCCCAGCUCUUGUUCACACGAGUUUUUGGGCAGCUUUGGCUGAUC
This is a messenger RNA of Drosophila subobscura, 636 nucleotides long. RefSeq lists its product as uncharacterized. The coding region runs from base 44 to 526 and encodes 160 amino acids. Lineage: Eukaryota; Metazoa; Arthropoda; Insecta; Diptera; Drosophilidae. The transcript has 3 exons. The record is from RefSeq and is a predicted model, not a curated record.